UUUCCGGUAUAAGUCCUCUUCGGCUGUUCACCAACUGUCAGCAGGUGGCUAGUCGGCUGGCAAGCCAAUAAACGGUUUUGCUGUCUGACAUUUAAGCAGCAAUUGACUGCAUCUAUCUGACCGCAGCUUAGUGUUUAUGGUGGCGUGUCGUGUCGUGUCGUGCCACGUUAGAUAACGUCCAGUGAAAAAGGAGUCCUCCUUGAAUGACUGACUUCGCAGUUGCGUGGCUAGCUAGCAAAGAGGAGGGUGGGGACAAAAACUUCAGCCUCGCCCAGUCCGUAGCUUUUUACCAGCAGGCAGCUACUCUCUCGGCGGUGUGAGCACCCACACCUCUAAAUUCGAUACUUAUUAAAGGGGAGACUGAAACCCUCGCGUUAAGUAGGCGAAAAGAAGCAACCAUGUUCAGGAAAAACUUGAAGAAGGAUCCCGAGCUGUUUCAGAACGUGUCGGAGGGACUGCGGCGGCUUUACCGGACCAAACUGUUCCCGCUAGAGGACACGUAUCGAUUCCACGACUUCCACUCCCCAGCCCUCGAAGAUGCCGACUUUGAUAACAAGCCCAUGGUUCUCCUGGUCGGCCAGUACUCCACCGGGAAGACCACGUUUAUCCGGCACCUCAUGGAGCAGGACUUCCCCGGUAUGCGGAUUGGCCCGGAGCCGACAACAGACUCUUUCAUCGCGGUGAUGCACGGGGAACAGGAGGGGGUGAUACCGGGUAAUGCCCUGGUUGUCGAUCCCAAGAAGCCCUUCCGCAAGCUCAACGCCUUUGGCAACGCAUUUCUCAACAGGUUCAUGUGUGCCCAGAUGCCUAACCCCGUCCUGGAGAGCAUCAGCAUCAUUGAUACUCCUGGAAUCCUGUCAGGGGAGAAGCAGAGGAUAAGCAGAGGGUACGACUUUGCCGCUGUGCUCGAGUGGUUUGCUGAACGCGUGGAUCGCAUCAUCCUCCUGUUUGAUGCCCACAAGCUGGAUAUCUCUGAUGAGUUCUCCGAGGUGAUCCGCGCUCUCAAGAACCACGAGGACAAAAUGCGGGUGGUGCUCAACAAGGCAGACCAGAUCAGCACCCAGCAGCUGAUGAGGGUCUAUGGAGCGCUGAUGUGGUCUUUGGGUAAAAUCAUCAAUACCCCUGAGGUGGUGCGUGUGUACAUUGGGUCAUUCUGGGCCCAGCCCUUGUUGGUCCCAGACAACAGGAAGUUGUUUGAGGCGGAGGAGCAGGACCUUUUCGUGGAUAUUCAGUCGCUGCCACGCAACGCAGCUCUACGCAAACUUAAUGACCUCAUCAAGCGAGCACGUCUCGCCAAGGUGCAAGCUUACAUUAUCAGCUCUCUGAAAAAGGAGAUGCCGAGUGUCUUUGGAAAGGACACCAAAAAGAAGGAGUUGAUUGCCAACCUGGGGGAAAUCUACCACAAGAUAGAAAAGGAGCACCAGAUCUCACCCGGAGACUUCCCCAAACUCGACAAAAUGCAGGAGCUGCUAAACGGUCAGGACUUCACCAAGUUUGCCUCACUCAAACCCAAACUGCUUGAGGCGGUGGAGGACAUGCUCGCCAAUGACAUCGCACGUCUCAUGGCAAUGGUCCGCCAGGAAGAGGCCACCAUGCCCAGCCAGACCGUCAAGGGUGGAGCUUUUGAGGGAACCAUGAGUGGUCCCUUUGGCCACGGUUACGGUGAGGGUGCCAGCGAAGGCAUUGACGAGCUGGAGUGGGUGGUGGGUCGCGACAAGCCCACGUACGAUGAGAUCUUCUACACCCUCUCUCCCAUCAACGGCAAAGUGUCCGGCGCUGCCGCCAAGAAGGAGUUGGUAAAGUCCAAGCUGCCCAACACAGUCCUGGGAAAGAUCUGGAAGCUGGCAGAUGUGGAUAAAGAUGGCUUCCUCGACGACGAGGAGUUUGCCUUGGCCAACCACCUGAUCAAGGUAAAGCUGGAGGGCCACGAGCUGCCUCCCACGCUGCCAGAACACCUGGUGCCCCCGUCCAAGCGUGGGACGGUGGAGGCCUAGAUGCACCCUGCAGAUCAUUGAUGUCAACACAGGGCUCUCCAGGCAGUGUCUAACUUCAAGAAAGAACAGCAGCACCUGGGGUAUUUUUCACCAGAGAGAGACUGGAGGGUAUCUGGGGGUUGGGUGGGAGGGAGGGCAGGGCCAUCUGUGUGAAUCUGGGGAUAAUGUUUAGUGUGUGUGAAAUAAAUGGUGGGAAAGGGGUUUGAUUUGCAGACUGAUAGAAGGACAAUUACUGAGCUGAUGGAUAGCUGGAGGUCACACGAUGAGGCGGAACAUGGAUUUAUGCAUCCUGUGUAAAAGAUGUCUUACAAAUAUACACUUCAUAUAGUUAUAUGUUGAUCCAAAGAAAUCUAGGUUUUUUUCCAAUUGGGAAAGAGAAAGGAAAUUAAUCAAAACAGCUGUUAGAUGUGCUUUAUCUCUAUUUUUGUAUUUCCUCACUGUUAACUUUGACUCUUUCCAGAAGCUUCCUUUUUUAUUAUUUUGCCAGAUAAAUAAAAAGGAAUGCUUGUACCAUUCAAAAGGUUAAGUGGAUUUGUAUUUAAUAUUGCUGUCACAUUUAACAGUGGUUUGUCAGAAGAAAGCUACUUAAUAAAAUGGAGAAACGCAUUUAAAAUAAAUAUGCUAAAUAAAUCUUAACUGAUUCAUA
This is a messenger RNA of Oreochromis aureus, 2640 nucleotides long. RefSeq names its product EH-domain containing 1a (gene ehd1a). The coding region runs from base 399 to 1994 and encodes 531 amino acids. Gene Ontology annotation, biological process: clathrin-dependent synaptic vesicle endocytosis; endosomal transport. The transcript is spliced from 6 exons. Lineage: Eukaryota; Metazoa; Chordata; Actinopteri; Cichliformes; Cichlidae. Gene Ontology annotation, molecular function: protein binding; molecular adaptor activity; calcium ion binding. The record is from RefSeq and is a predicted model, not a curated record. Gene Ontology annotation, cellular component: clathrin-coated pit; plasma membrane; presynaptic membrane.